Messenger RNA from Phytophthora infestans T30-4, 639 nucleotides. RefSeq lists its product as uncharacterized. The record is from RefSeq and is a predicted model, not a curated record. Lineage: Eukaryota; Oomycota; Peronosporomycetes; Peronosporales; Peronosporaceae. The transcript has 2 exons. Gene Ontology annotation, molecular function: microtubule binding; microtubule motor activity; ATP binding. Gene Ontology annotation, biological process: mitotic spindle organization; microtubule-based movement. Bases 1 to 639 code for a protein of 212 amino acids.
AUGAAAAAGACGUUGACGGAGGCAGGUUCCACAAGGGCCAACGAGGCCUGCUAUAUCAACCGGUCGCUAUCAUUCCUAGAGCAGGUUGUGCUUGCGCUAGGGAGCAAAAACCGAGCGCACGUGCCGUUUCGACAAUCACCACUGACCAACUUACUCAAGGAUUCACUGGGUGGCAACUGCCACACUUUCUUGGUAGCAUGCGUAUGGCCAGCGCCGGCACACGCCGACCAAAGUCUGGCGACACUGCGAUUCGCAGCUAGAAUGCGUCGUGUCAAAACUCAAGCGAUUAUCAACGUUGCAACCUGCGGCGCUGGGUAUAAACUGGCAAACGAGGAGAGAGCUGCGUAUCGCGACGAGAUUCGACGGUUGCGUGAGGAGCUUGUCCUGUACGAUGCAAUUGCUGGGCAGACGCGGGCCGGCCACAGCAGCAAGGGAAACAGUUAUCAUGCCGAGGAAUUGAGGCGUCAACAGAUAACCGAGUUCUUGACAGAUGCUGAGCAGGUCCCACCAGUGCAGAGCGCUCGACAAGUCCAUCAACUGUUGCAAAGUUUUCGUUCAGUUUGCCUGGAACAGAAAGCAUCGGUCGAGUCAUCAAUAAAUCUGGCGAGAAAAACCGAGAGCAAAAUGUCCGUCGUCUGA